Molecule: messenger RNA, 1565 nt
Organism: Hylaeus volcanicus
Lineage: Eukaryota; Metazoa; Arthropoda; Insecta; Hymenoptera; Colletidae
Gene: ref(2)P
Product: sequestosome-1
Exons: 3
Coding region: 154-1374 (406 amino acids)
Biological process (GO): aggrephagy; endosome organization; mitophagy
Cellular component (GO): aggresome; amphisome
Molecular function (GO): protein kinase C binding; zinc ion binding; K63-linked polyubiquitin modification-dependent protein binding
Source: RefSeq, a predicted model, not a curated record
AUAAUGCGUCAUGACAGAACCAACAGAAUAUACGGAAAGUAGAAUUUGACGAGAGAGGUUGUCAGUUGUCGAUAAUAAUACGUUUAUACCUUAUAGAAAUAUAGUUUAAGAUAUUUCAAUAUCAAUAUCAAUUUGUGUGUUACGUACAUUUUGAUGCUCAAGUGGACAGACAAUUUGAACAUGUCAUUUAAAGUUUACUUAAAAAACAACGAUGGUUCUACAAAAGACAUUCGAAGAUUUACUACCAAGACGAAUGAGAGAGUAGAUUUUAACGAUGUUUGUGAAAAACUAAAACAGUUUUUCCCUGAACUUCGUGGCAACGAGUUCACAGUCUCGUGGAUAGAUGUAGACAACGAUGAAAUUCGAAUAUGCAGUGAUCAAGAACUCGAGGUGGCUACAAAAUUGAACCCCGCCCUACUCCGACUGUACGUACAUUUAUGUCAAAUUCCUAACAGAGGAGUAUGGAAUGGUGUAGUGUGCGAUGGUUGUAAUAAUGAGCUUAAAGGAUUUCGAUACAAAUGUGUUCGAUGCAAAGAUUACGAUUUAUGUUCACAGUGUGAAUUAUUAGGUUUACACGCGAAUCAUUAUAUGAUUCGUAUUUCGCAUUCUCAACAAUGGUCAGCUCAUCAUGCCCCACGUUUGCAUCGCGAUGAAAGAAAAUUUCUCAAAAAGAAAGCCAUGUAUUUUACAAACAAUUACACAUUUUAUGAUGGAAAUGGUAGAGAAAUGUUUAACCUUUUAAAGUUCCUAAAAAAGUUUGACUUGGAUAUGUCUUGGAUAGUGGAUAUUAAAACUGGUACUAGUUCUGAUACUAGUCCUGAUACUAGUCCUGAUACUAGUCCUGAUACUUUGAAUAUUUCUCAAACUAAUAAAACCGAAGAAAAAAAGGAAUGCCAAACAAAUAUAACUACCAGCCAGACUGGUACAGAAAAAAUUCCUGAAAAAGAUACGAAACUCGUUAUCGAUUCAAUCGACGAAACAUUUACAUCCGAUAAUGCGUCGGUUUCAAGUGCGGAGACAACUAUUAAAAAAGCUGAAGGGACAGAAGAAUGGACAAUUUUAGAUAAAACUGAUACUUCCGAUAUCAAUUCUACAUCCUUCAUUUCAUCCGGUUUAAACGUUUUAUCUGAAAAACAAGUUUCCGCAAACGCAUCGAUGGUUUCAUCAACGUCAAAAGAGGUUGAUACGUCGGAUCAGACAAUAUAUCCUCAACUAGCAAAAGAAGAAGAAAGUUCAUAUCAUCCCAAUCCAAAAGUUCGUGAAGGUCUUUCGAUAAUGCUUGCAAUGGGAUAUUCCAAUAAAUCAGGAUUACUGACUCAUUUACUAGAAGCUGAAGAUGGAGACAUUAAAAAGGUUUUGGACUUGUUAGAUUAAAAUACAUGUAAAUUACACAUAUUGUAGGUUUCCAUAAUUGGAUCAUGUCCAGAAAAUUCAACUGAAACUAUAUAAAAGAAAUUCUGUACUAUUAGCAGAUGUUAUUGUUAAUAACUGUUAGACUUGUGUUAAUCUUUGACUUACAAUUAAUAUAUUACUGAAAUCAAUAAAGUAAUUAAAAUAAAAAAAAA